GCAGUAGUUUUCAUCAUCACAACAAAUAUCGAAUUAAUAAACUUGAACAUUGAACUUGUUUCGAUUACAGUUGGAAAGUUUCAACAGAAUGCACGCACAAAAUAUUUUUUUACCAAUUAAGAGAGAACUAUUAGAAUGUUAUGCCUUUUGGAUCGGUAUAUUGGUACUGAAAACAUGUUUAAUGAUUAUUCAAGUAGGACUAUCUCGAGUAUUUUAUAGGGCACCUAGAAACCCUGAAGAUGGAGCUCCGUUUAAAGCCAAAGUUAUAACCCACGAAACCGUUGAGAGAAAUCGAAGGGCACAUCUAAAUGAUUUGGAGAAUAUCCCGUUUUUCAUCGUUAUAUCCUUUUUAUACCUUUUAACAGAUCCUUCAAUUACACCCACCCAAUGGAUUAUCAAGAUUUACGUAAUUUCUAGAAUUCUCUACACAGUGUCAUAUACUGUGAUGAAAUCUAUAAUAAGAAUUCCUAUUUUUGAAAUAGGAUUGUUUACUAAUAUCUACUUAAGCCUAAGCGUCAUUUAUCAUUUUAGUUAGAAGGAAAAUAAUAAGUAUAAUAAUAAAAAAUUUGAUGUUUUA
Molecule: messenger RNA, 577 nt
Organism: Diorhabda sublineata
Lineage: Eukaryota; Metazoa; Arthropoda; Insecta; Coleoptera; Chrysomelidae
Product: microsomal glutathione S-transferase 1-like
Exons: 3
Coding region: 89-535 (148 amino acids)
Cellular component (GO): membrane
Source: RefSeq, a predicted model, not a curated record